CAGUCUGCAGUUUGAAGAAGAGAGACACAAGAGUUCGGUGUCUUAAGACACAAGCUAAACAAGAAUGCAGCUUUGCGGGGUGGGGGGAGGGAUAUUACAGCAGCUCUCUGGAAAUUGCAAUGUUUCUUUGCAAUUUUGCAAAGAAAAUUGCAAAAUUGCAAAGUGACUUGUAAAGUCACCAGCUUCAACUGAUAUUAUCUGUCUGUCAAGCCAAGACAGGGAGGUGCUGCCUUGACAGAAUUAUUUUCCUUGUCCUCUGUGGCUUGGCAGUUCAAAAUGAAUUUUUCCCUCCCACAUGACCCAAAUAAUUCUUCAGUUGCCAUGGAUUCGACAAUUUUUUUUUUUUAAAGUGACACCAACAUUAUUUGUGUAUUCUGCAACCUGCCUGGAGCAUUUCCAGACGGGGCUUUUAGAUUCGAAUGGAAGGUGCUGCUCCGCCUGAUCUUCCACAUCUGUCUCUUCCUCCCAAGAAGGCCCCUCCUGGACACACCUGUGUGGCCUGCCAGCUGAACACUCUGGAUCACUCAGAUCCUGUCGCUACUGCAUCUGAACCCAGACUCAGCCGGUCUGAUCCAGCGGGGAGAAGACCAUGGCGGUUUUACUGCAGGAGUUCGAUUGGGGGUCUCUGGGAUACCGUCCUCCCCCAGUUGUAGCCUUCUCCAGUAUAAAAUAGAGAAAAUGGUUCUGCUGAUUCAGAAACUGAGUCUUUCGGUGUGGCACAAUGACCCUUUGGGGAGGAACAGCUUCUUGGGUGAGAUGGGAGUAGACCUGGCCGGCUGGGACUGGAGGAACAAUAAGCUGAACUGGUAUAUGCUGAAACCCCGGAGUCUCUCUAUAAUCAAUUGCGUUGACCAUCGAGGAGUGAUAAACCUGUCCAUUAAGUACAUCCCACCAGGAUCCCUAGGUCGAAAGACUCCUCCAUCUGGGGAGGUCCAUAUCUGGGUCAAGGACACCAAAGAUCUGCCCCAGUUACGUCCCUCCGGAGUGGGCUCCUUUGUGAAAUGCUACGUUCUUCUAGACACCAGUAAAAAGAGCUACCAGAAAACCCACAUCGUCAAGAGGGACUCCAACCCGGUGUUUAACAACACCAUCGUGUACGACGGCUUUCAUACAGAAGAUCUGAAGGAUGCCUGUGUCGAGCUGACCGUCUGGGAUCAUGAGAAACUGACCAAUCACUUUCUGGGAGGGGGCCGGCUGGGACUUGGGACAGGCUCCAGCUAUGGGAUUGCCGUUGACUGGAUGGACUCCACACAAGAGGAGGUUGCGUUUUGGCAGGAAAUGAUGACCACGGCAAAUGAAUGGAUUGAAGCGUCUCUGCCUUUGCGCUCUCUGGCUGGAAAAAGGAAGCUGAAAUGAACAGCUGGCAGCAGCCCACAGAGGAACGGAGAACCGUUUACACAGAGAGGAGGGCCAAUGCAAAGCUGGCUGACCUCAGGAUUGCCUGUGCAAUGGACUUCGAAAGGACAAGGGGCCUGAAGGUGUCAUAGCGCCAAGCCAGUAGACUUGUGGAACAUCUAGCAGGACGUGAGACUUGACUGUCCAUCUGCUGCGCUUGGCUUGCUGGCCACAAUGGCCUUAGGAGUGCAGCCCUGCUAUGAUCCAGAA
This is a messenger RNA of Hemicordylus capensis (graceful crag lizard), 1605 nucleotides long. RefSeq names its product synaptotagmin-like protein 2. The record is from RefSeq and is a predicted model, not a curated record. The coding region runs from base 679 to 1356 and encodes 225 amino acids. The transcript is spliced from 8 exons. Lineage: Eukaryota; Metazoa; Chordata; Lepidosauria; Squamata; Cordylidae. Gene Ontology annotation, molecular function: neurexin family protein binding. Gene Ontology annotation, biological process: exocytosis. Gene Ontology annotation, cellular component: exocytic vesicle; plasma membrane.